Messenger RNA from Rodentolepis nana, 804 nucleotides. The record is from the annotation of a GenBank genome assembly. Lineage: Eukaryota; Metazoa; Platyhelminthes; Cestoda; Cyclophyllidea; Hymenolepididae.
AUGAAUAUUCUGGGUCGAUAUCCUCCUGAAUGCGUGAUAGAGCGCUUCCUUAUACGACAUGGAAAAAGUGUAAAUGUAUUAAAUCUGAUCGAAUUACAGCAGUUUAUUCGAUUUCUCUUAAAUGGAACUACUCAUGAUCGGCUUGGAGCCCUCUAUAAUUACUAUGCUACAAGUCAAGGCAUUCUUACUAAGGAGACUUUAGAAUUGAUUAUUAAGGAAGAAGGCGGUAACUUUGAAAGUGUGGAAGCAUUAACUACGAAUCUAACUCAGUAUGAAUUCAAUAAAUUCUUCAGGAAAAAUCCCGAUGCAACUCUUAUGUCUUCAUGGAUUUUGCAUCGAACAUUUAAGUUAGCGAAUGAAGCUUUGAAAAAGCCUUCAAAGAGUCACAUAUUUUCCAUUUCUACCGGCAGACUCUUCAGAUUUUUGGAUUAUAAUGACGAUGGUGUCAUUGAUAUUCGAGAAUUUUCCCAACGUCUCUAUGCACUCUACAAAGCUUCAGAUAAUGAUUUCGCAAAUGUCGUUUAUCAAAUGUUCUUGAAGGACAGUGGAUCGGGAAAUAGAAGAUUCAACAUUGAUGAAUUUGAGAUCUGCCUUACUCAAUUCGUUCCAAAGGGGCUUAUUCAACAAACCGGCUCCAAAAUGGAAGAACUUAAAGCCUGCACUACUAGUUCACGAUUUUCAUCGUGGUCUUUGGAAAACCCAUCCUUUCGAUACUUCGUCAAGUUUAUUAAGACUAUCCUUCAUGUGGUUUUCGGUUUGCCUCCAUCUCAUGAAGAAGGAAGUUUAAUUGAAAUUCUAAUGUAA